AUGUCGUCCAUAUCCGGACCCAAAUCAAGGCAGACUUUCAAAUCUAACUUGACGCUGGAGGGCCAUGAUGGGGAGGUCGGAUCAGUGGUGUUCUCUCACGACAGCAGCCGCGUCGCGUCCGGGUCGGAGGACAAGACGAUCAAGAUCUGGAAUGCGCAGACCGGCGCCUACCUGCAGACCCUCGGUUUUGCCUCUGUUGCGAGGAAUCUUUCUUUCGACACCACUGGAUCUUCUCUUCACACUGAUUUUGGAAUUAUCGCCCUUCGCGACUCGGCGACACCUGCCCUUACCACUUCGACAGAGUUUCUCUCUUCAGAAUCCCAAUCACUCCCGGCCACUCAACAGUCGCAAACCCCUGAGGAUCAAGGCUACGGUAUCAGUUCCGAUCGGUCCUGGGUCACACGACAUGCACAGAACUGGCUAUGGCUGCCUCCCAUGUACCGCCCAAAGUAUUCAGCUGUAGGACAGUCUGGGUUAGCCUUGGUGCUUGGCUGCAAGUCCGGACGCGUCCUAAUCUUGAUUCGCAGCUGA
Molecule: messenger RNA, 531 nt
Organism: Penicillium cosmopolitanum
Lineage: Eukaryota; Fungi; Ascomycota; Eurotiomycetes; Eurotiales; Aspergillaceae
Product: WD40 repeat domain-containing protein
Exons: 1
Coding region: 1-531 (176 amino acids)
Molecular function (GO): protein binding
Source: RefSeq, a predicted model, not a curated record